UUGUCGAAGAGUACCUAGGUAGAGGUAGAUAGCUUCAAGAUGGUCUUGGACAGCACGGCACAGCCACGCAGUCGAGGUCCAGACUCGAUAUUGUACCUGUAGAUCUCGACGUGGACCAGAUUCCAGAAACAUCGAAUGAAUUAGAUCCAGCUGUAGAUACGGUAGGUAAAUCAACAAAGGCAGCAGAAGACCUGAAGGAUGAAUGAUUCCUUCAAAACCUCCCUCCAACCAACCUCCCAUCCAACAGUGCCUCCGUAUUGAAAUCUCAAAAUCCGACACACAAACAUACCUACAACCCAGUGCCCACAUCCAACUCAUCUUUACUCCCUAUUCUCAAACUCGAACUCAAACUUAGACUUGGUCUUCAAGCACCCCACACAUCCAUCUCUCAUUUCAUACCUACUUCCGACAAUCAACAAACCAGUAACACCCAAUCACGCCUCACCACCAGAAGAAGCACCACCUAUUCAAACAUGUGCACCCAAGCAAUCACCCAAUCCCUCUGCUCCCACUGCAAGGAGCUUCUCCUCGAAGUCACCACCGAAGAACGCUGCCCCAAAGUCAUCCAAGCGCAAGCCUACACCUUCUCGUGCGGCGCCAAGAAGACGACCAAAGCAAGGGAAUACCCGAGGAAGUGCGUUGCGUGUAUUAAAAAGGAGAGGGAGGAGGAGGAGGAGGAGGGGUCGGAUAAGAAUGGGAGGAGCAGGAUGGGGGAGAGAUCAGGUAAGUCCAGUCCCGUUCGGAUAGAGACGGAGCAUCUUUCUUGUGUUGUUUGUUGCUCGUACGAGCACUGCAUGUGCACAUGGCUGACUUCUACCUCUACCUAGUGUCAGCAGCACUUUUGUUGAGCCCCUUCAUUGCUGGUCGAGGUAUCCGCUGCCAUUCGUGCCCUUCUGUUUGGCAGCUGGGAGGACGGAGUCGAUGAGAGGGGAGGAGGUGUGUUGUCUUGGUUGGUUUAAGCGUCAAAGGGGUGGAUGGAUCUCAUGCCUUUUUUUUUUUUUUUUUUUGGGACUCUAUGAAAUCUCGAAUAAGAUGUGUUCUUAUCUAUGGGAGCGGGAAGGACAGGAAACGGGUCUUUUAAUCACGUGGUAGGGUCAAAACACACUGAACCACCAGCUCCCAUAUACGGGCAUCAACAUAUCGUUCGGACGGAGGCAUUAAGGGGACGAGGCACGGGUAGUAGCGAAAGCUUAGCGGGCAAUGUAACAGGGG
This is a messenger RNA of Neurospora crassa OR74A, 1212 nucleotides long. RefSeq lists its product as hypothetical. The coding region runs from base 474 to 827 and encodes 117 amino acids. The record is from RefSeq and is a predicted model, not a curated record. The transcript has a single exon. NCBI's taxonomy places the organism in Eukaryota, Fungi, Ascomycota, Sordariomycetes, Sordariales, Sordariaceae.